Guillardia theta CCMP2712 is the source of this 829-nucleotide messenger RNA. RefSeq lists its product as hypothetical. The transcript has 7 exons. Bases 8 to 829 code for a protein of 273 amino acids. NCBI's taxonomy places the organism in Eukaryota, Cryptophyceae, Pyrenomonadales, Geminigeraceae. The record is from RefSeq and is a predicted model, not a curated record.
UGGCGCCAUGCAGGGCGCUGCGGAGAAGACUGAAGGCGCGGCAGAGCCUGCAGAGCCUUCCGAUGUGCCGAAGACAUCCGUUAUGUCGAGCCCGAACAAGAUCUGCGCCCCGAAGCCAGGGGCUCAGGCCACGAAGAGGAAGUGGGGCGACGAGAAGAAGUUCGUCGUGGCAGCAAGAGCGUUGCAGAUCGACUCGGCUAGGCGGGGAUACGAGUCACAUGACGUCUGUCAGGUUCAGAAUGGUCGUCUGGUGCGCAUCUGCGAUGUCUUUGGUACGUCAAGAUCACAAGCGUCGAGGACCUCGGAUGGAAGCACCUGGCUUCCUCUAAGAAAGAUCGCGCAAAGGUCACUGAAACUACCCACCGACGCUUCUCCUCCGGCCUUGAAGACAACUGACUUGGCAGUGUCACUUUGGCAGUUCGGCGACUUGGGUCCAGCUGCCUACCUGCCAAGCUCCCUCGCCAUCUCCAGCUGGCAGCCGUUGUCCAAGUUUCCCAAAGAUCUGAUGCCAGUGCGGAGGCCCUUCCUCGUCGUCCUUCCUGUCGAUGGCGACGACAAGGCGUCUGAGCGAGACCUCGCCAACCUGGAGAAGCACCUGACCAGCAGCGAGCAGGGAGCUUUGAUCCGCGUGCGAUCCAUGGAGGCAGUGGCCUGUGCCAGCGACAGCAUCAGCACGUUCAGAACGAGCAGCGAUGAAGUUCUGCUCUUGGUACCCCCAGAACAUCCCAAAGUGAAGUGGGAGAUACAAAACCCGAAGAUCGAGGCUUCUGUCUGUUUGCUGGGCUUCUUCGUCACGCAAAGCAGCGAGGGGGAAGGGAACACUUGUUGA